AAUAAAGGAAAGUAUCAAGAGGGAUAGUGCAGGUCAGAUCACCCCCAGAAAUUAGAGAGCACCAGCCAGAGAGUAUCGAUAGCAGAAAUGCAUAGAAAAGGGAAUUACCCAACGCUUAGAAAUCCAUAGGCAGUAGAAACCUGCUACAUCUGUAAGAAAUGAAUGAGUGGGCAAGACCUGUCGUCCUCUCCAACCUUCAUGAACAGACCACGCGUAUUUCCCUAAGUGGUCUUAGAUCUUGCAGGAACUGGGGAAAGUCAACGCCGCUGCUGACGCAUUAUUGCUCUUACACGCUGGGCACUGUGCUGGGGAGCUGGGGAUGUUCUCCAGUCCCGAGCUGGCUGCAGACGUCCAGAUGCUGAGAGCAGCGAGUAGCCGCCCCGGGCCGCCCCCUGGAGACAUGACCGCCGCAUCCAGGCUGGUGCUGCUGCUGCUCGCCUGUUGCGCGGGCGCCUGUCAAGGUGCCCCAAUAUUAUCUCAAGGAUUACAGCCUGAACAAGAGCUACAGUUGUGGAAUGAGAUAGAUGAUGCUUGUUCAUCUUUCCUGUCCAUUGAUUCUCAGCCUCAGGCAUCCAAUGCACUGGAGCAGCUUUGCCUCUCAGUUUUGGGGACACUACCAAAGCCCCAGGAAAUAGAUGAAAAAGAUGAUACCAAAAGGUUCUUAUUUCAUUAUUCAAAGACACAGAAGUUGGGCAAUUCAAAUGUUGUGACCUCGGCUGUCGUUCACCCCCUGUUGCACCUCGUUCCUCAACUGCAUGAGAGAAGAAUGAAGAGGUUCAGAAUGAACGGAGAAAUUCAAGGUCCUCUUCCAAAUCAAAAAAUGUUUUUAUUCAGGCCACGCAAUGGGAGAAGGUCAGAAGAUUACAUUUAAAAUGUUGUGAGAAGAAACAAAGGAAACAAGCAAACAACAAAACAAAAACAUGCCGUUGGAAUGACCACAGAUGUUGGUUAUGAGAGAAGGGGGCGUGAGGUGGGAGGACUGGUGGAGAGGGACCUUUGGAUGAUGGUAGCUCUUAAAGGGUGAAUAUGUUAAAUACAUUUGUGAAACUGUAUUCCUGACAUUUAUAUGGUGUUGUAAAUCAAUCUUACCUCAGUAAAAUAAAGUGGUAUGUGCUUCACAAUUCAA
This is a messenger RNA of Condylura cristata (star-nosed mole), 1126 nucleotides long. RefSeq names its product neuromedin U (gene NMU). The record is from RefSeq and is a predicted model, not a curated record. Bases 320 to 871 code for a protein of 183 amino acids. The transcript has 10 exons. Gene Ontology annotation, molecular function: neuromedin U receptor binding. NCBI's taxonomy places the organism in Eukaryota, Metazoa, Chordata, Mammalia, Eulipotyphla, Talpidae. Gene Ontology annotation, biological process: regulation of smooth muscle contraction.